This is a messenger RNA of Strongylus vulgaris, 357 nucleotides long. Lineage: Eukaryota; Metazoa; Nematoda; Chromadorea; Rhabditida; Strongylidae. The record is from the annotation of a GenBank genome assembly.
AUGUCUGACUUGCUGAAGUCACGAAGCCCAGCUCCAUUCUCGCUGUCGACAUCACCAAACGAUCGAGGGCACGCAUUUUCUGGAAACGCCACUCACGACGAUCUAUCCUCCUCCUUCACGGAAAUUCUAUCAUCACUGAACAGAUCGCUGCCUCUCUCUAAUGUCUCGAACGUAACCAGCGACAGUGGCUACGAUGCGCGAGAUGAGCGGGGACCAACUGACUUGUCCAGGAUGGAUGGACACCCAUCGUCGUCGGACAAUGGCCAGUCGACUGCCUCCUUCCUCACGGCUCCAGAAGUCAUUGACGACCGCUCACCAUCGUCGGCGGUUCCGCCGAGCACUUCCGACACGGAGAUA